AGCGUCUUUUAUUUUUGGGAUCCGCCUUGGGACAACCGCUUGCCACGGCCGCCAUGGAGGUCACCACGCUCCACGGUUUGUUGGAAGCCAGCGCUGCCAGGUGCCCAAAGAAGCUGUGCUUGGUCUACGAAGAUCAUCCCGGGCUCAGCUAUGAGGAGGUCUGGCGAGCUGUGACCCAAUGCGCGCGACACUUGGUCAACCUGGAGGACCAGGUGCUUGCUUUGGUGGCUGACCGCUCGUUGGGCCUGGUCAUCAGCUUGUUGGGUGUGCUACGCGCCGGGAAGGCCUACACCCCCAUCGAGCCUGAUUUCCCUGUGGCCCGCGCCAGUGCCAUGCUGGAAACUGCGGACAUCAGGCAUGUGCUGGUGCCCAAGGAGCAGUUUCCACAGCCACUGCUCCACGAUCUCUCUGUCAAGCCUUUGUUGGUCGACCUUGGCGGCGCGGUGUGCCUCGCCAGCGGCGAGCCGUUGGACGCGGACCGCGGCCGCCUGCCAGAGGUCCCGGACCACAGCACGGCAUAUGUGUUGUUCACCUCUGGCUCCACUGGAAAGCCUAAAGGCUGCAUGGUGCCACACCGGGGCAGCGCCUUGUAUGCUCGUGCCGUGGUGGAGCACUGCGCACUGGAUGAAGAGAUGACGUUCUUGCUGAAGACGCCGUGUGUUUUUGACGUCUCCGUGCAGGACCUGUUCACUGCAUUUUGCGCUGGUGGCACGUUGGUCAUCGCGAAGCCAGGCGCCCACAAGGAUGCUGGAGCAAUGGCAGAGCUCAUCAGCACCAAGGCGGUGAACUGCGCUUGCUUCGUGCCCACGCUGCUGGUGGAGUUCACGAACUACUUGGAACGCAGCCCGCAAGAGGCUCUUGAGGUUGCAAAGUGCUUGAAGCGUGUGCUGACCAUUGGGGAAGCUUUGAUGACGGCGACCUGCAAGCAAAUGUUCAGCUUCAUCCCAGAUUUGCAGAUCCACAACCUUUACGGCCCCACGGAGGCUUCAGUGGGCGUCAGCCACUUUGCAGUUACGAAAGCCACAGCGGAGCGCCUACCGACAGUGGUGCCCAUUGGUCGGCCAUUUGACUACGUCACCUUUUGCGUGUGCGACCCCAGCCGCUACCGCGAUGAGAAGAUCACCGAGGCCAAGCUGAUCCCAGCGCCUGCGGGGCAAAUCGGCGAGCUCUUCAUCGGAGGGGAUUGCUUGGCCACGGGCUACAUGAAGAAUAUGGAGAAGACUGAGGCUGCCUUCUUCCACUUCCCAGCCAUUUGCGGCCGCCCGCCCUUGGCGGCUUCGCCCUACAGCCUCUACAAGACAGGUGACUUGUGCAAGGUGGAUGCUGAUGGCAUCUUUCACUACAUGGGCCGCAACGAUUUUCAGGUCAAGAUCUCUGGAGUUCGCAUCGAGUGCGAAGAGGUCGCGGCAGUACUGAAGGAACAUCCGGUCGUCGCGGACGCCUUGGUCACCGCUUUCGAAGGUCCAUACGGAAAGGCUUUGGCUGCCUAUGUGGUGACUCCCCCGGCCAUCGACUGGUCCUCCUCCAAAGACCCUGCCUCCAACGAUGAGAUUUUGAACGUGAACAGUUGGGGGGCAGUCUAUGAUGAGAUGUACAAGGAGACCGAGAACAGUGUCUCAAGCCUGGACCCCACCUUGAAUUGGAGCGGCUACACGGAUACCUAUUCUCGGAGGCCUCACAUCGAGCCCGUGAUCAAGGAGUGGGUAGAAUGGAGCUGCCAACAGGUGUCAUCUCAGGCACCGCUCUUGAAAGAAAGCCAGGCAGCCGGUCGGACCUGUACCAUCACUGAGUUGGGCUGCGGCAAUGGCAUGCUCCUUUUCCGGCUUGCGCCAUUGCUCGGAAGCACAGGGCGCUAUGUGGGCACCGAUAUCUCCACACGUGCGUUGGAGACGGUGAAUGAGCUGAAGAGGACCUUGCCACAGUACCAGGACUUGCGCGUUGACACGCAAGCGUUGGCAGCCCAUGAGAUUUUGGAAGUUUGCAAGCCCAAGGAGAACGAUUUGGUGCUUUGCAAUGGCGUGACGAUGUACUUCCCCAGCGCCAACUACCUCCUGAAGACCAUGCAGCUUUCGGCUGAGGCCACCCGUGACGGUGGAGUGGUGAUCUUCGGAGACAUCCAAAGCAGGCGCCACGUGCUGCCCUUCCGGUGUCACGUGGAGACCUACCAGGCUUUGCGGCGUCAGGAUGCGACCGCCUUGGCGGUGCUCCAUGCAGCCAAGCAGUCGGUCGCGCAGGAGGAGCUCUCGUACUUCGACGACUCUCUCUUUCAUCAGCUGGAUCGUAGUGGGCGGAAGCUCUUCGGAAACCGGCUAGCCAAGGUGGAGCUGCGCGUGAAGCGCGGCUGGUGGCACUCAGAGUUCAACCGCUUCAGGUACGAUGUGUGGCUGGUCUUGGAUGAUGGCCAGCAGGCGGCGAAGCCGAGUCCGAAACUGCAGCAGGUGGACUACAAGGCCCUUUGUAAAGAACUUCAGCUCCAAGAGCGUGGCGAUGGUGCUACCGAUUUGGUGGAUGCACGCCUGGUCGAGAAGCUCGAGGGCUGGGUGUGCGGCCGGUUGUCUGGAGCCAGCCCUGAGGUGGAUGGCCUGGUGGUGACCUUGCCCAACGCCCGCACCUACCCGGCCACGCGGCUCCUGGAGUGGCUCGAGACGGCGGCGCAGAGCAACUUGGAGCUCCGCAGCUUGCCCAGCCUUUUGCACCCGGCCGAUGCCAGCUGGGGAAGUGUGGAGGAGAGUGCCAAGUAUGGUGUGGAGCCCGAGAUGCUGUUCAACAUGAAGCUUCCAGAUGGUUGGGUGCAACGCGUCAUUUGGGACGAGGACCCUGGCUUCAUUCGAUUCGUGCUCCUGCGUGAGCACAUGGCAUCAUCUCCAUGGCUGAGUGCAGCCACUGACGCGGAAGAAGAAGAACUUCCCGAGGACUUGUCCUGCUUCAAGAACCAGCCCGAGGAUGUGGACGUGGUGAGCUUCGAUCCGAUCAAGGCCUGCAACGACGUGAUGAAAGCUUGGGCAGCUGGCACCUCCUUGCUCCCUGCCAUGAGGCCAGCCGUGUACAUCCCCUUGGAGUCCUUCCCCAAGAACGCGGCGGGCAAGAUCGACCGUGCCGCCCUGCCGGAUGCCUGCGACGCGCUGAGCGCCACACUGACCACAGCGGAGGCGGAGUAUGAGCCACCCAGCACGGAGGACGAGAAGAAGAUGGUAGAGAUUUGGGAGAAGGUCCUGAAAGUGCAGGUGGGAGUGCAAACCCCUUUCGUGGCCUAUGGUGGUCACUCCUUGACCGCAGUGCAGCUUUGCUCCUCGGUCUUUGCCGCUUUCCACCGCAGGCCAGACUUGGUCUUCCUCAUGUCGGAGGACUGCACCGUCCGUGCACUUUUGGCCAAGCUGGAGGCAGAGUCGACCACGGCGGCACACGACGGCUGCGUGGUGCGCCUCAGUGGCCCCGAGCAACGAGGGCUGCCAAUGCUCAUCUUCACCGCAGCAGGGACUUCAGCUGCCACAUACUCCCAGGUGGCCGAGCGUGCGAGCCGUUUGCAACUCUAUGCCGUGGAGCUGCCGGGCCGGGGCCAACGGGCAGAGGAGGCGCCCAUUCCGCACUUUGAAAAGCUCUUCGAGAAUCUCAAGGCCGACGUCAUGCGCUGGGCCAGGAAGCAGAAGCGCUUCUUCGCCUGGGGCGACUCCUUGGGCGCCAUCUUGGCAUAUGAGUUCGCACGGCUUUGGCAGCGGGAUCCCGAGGCCAAGCUGCUGGGGCUCUUUUGCAGCGGCAACGCAGGGCCUCCAGAAGCCUCCUGUGAGCGAGGGAUGGGCGAAGCGGUGAUGGACCAUCUGAACCUGCAGGCGGAGUGCUGCGCAGAUAUGAGCACGGAGGAUUGGAAGAAGUUCCUUGUGGCGUCGGCAGGCAGCUCAGGCCCAGAACUCCAGGAACUGCUCGCUCGACCCGAACUGGUGGAUAGCAUCAUCGGCCCCUUGCGCGCCGAUUGCAUGGCCUAUGAAUCCUAUCGCUUGGACCGCGUGGACCUCAUCCACUCGCCGAUCAUCACCCUACGAGGUGGACAUGACGUGGUGACCUCCAAGGAGACCAUCCGCUCCUGGCAGCAGGUCAGCGGCAGCCGCUACGAGCACAAAGACUUCGGCCACUUCGGGCACCUCCUGGCGAGGGAGUGCCCCAACUUGCUGGCGGAACUCUUCGAAGAGUAUUCUCUCCCAGACUUCACCCAUGAGCUCAGGCACUUCGAGACCUUCCGGGCCGCCUACCGCCUCAUGCGCAGUGGAUCGACCACAAAGCGGGCGCCCAGUGCUCGACGGAUCCGCGGGGCAUCGCAGAAGGAGAUCCGGAAGAGCAUGCGCGUUUGCAGCCCCACUCUCGGGGCGGCUCAUGUGCCCAAGGACUUCGACUUGGGCUGCAUGGAGGUGGACCUGGUGGGUUUGGAUGCCAUCAUGCCACCCACCAAGGAGGUGAAGCUGAUGCGCGUGGGCAACCUGACCUGGCGGAAAGGCGCAUCUACAGGCAAUGCAACUCGCUUGCCCUGAGCAUUUUCAAUUGCUCCCAGUUAGGCGCCCGGCCAUUGUAUAGCGGGCGCUGCACAUGGGGUGCAGAGUUUUGCAGUUUGAUCGACUCGAACCGGUGUUGGCUCAUCUCAAACUGAGGCCGAGGACACGCAGGUGUUAACAGCUCAGGAUCAC
Durusdinium trenchii is the source of this 4673-nucleotide messenger RNA. Lineage: Eukaryota; Dinophyceae; Suessiales; Symbiodiniaceae. The record is from the annotation of a GenBank genome assembly.